GUGGAGCGGCCACGAGGUGACUAGCCUAGGUAAAAUUGAAACACUCUCUGGGUUUCUUAUCUUCCGCCGGUCGAGGAAUGUCGAAAAGGGGAAAGAGAAAGGACGACGAUGACUAUGUCUCCGAUGAGGACGCUCCUGCGAAGAAAACCUCCAAGAAGGACUCCGACUCCGACGACGACAUCGUCAUCUGCGAGCUUUCAAGGAAUCGGAGAGUAUCUGUGAGGAUUUUUCAAGGAAAAGUCGUCGUAGAUAUUCGGGAAUUUUAUGUCAAAGAUGGAAAGCAAAUGCCUGGCAAGAAAGAAGAUGCUGAAAAAUGGAGAAUCAAAAACACCAGUACACACAUACACAGACGCAGACUCAGUGAGAGUGUGUGCGCUUGCCUCUCCUGUAAUGGUUCUGCUUCCUCUUCCGAUGGCUUUAAUGUCUGCUGGUUCUUCAUCUUUCCAGUUGGUCUUUGACAAUGGCGAUCUGCUGUUGUGCUUUUGAAUCCUUUUGCACUAGGUUUGGUUCUUGUUCUUCUUCACACAUCUUCACCCUUCUCUCAUCUCAUAACUCACCCUUGUCUGAAGAAAAUUAGCUCUAUGCGAUACAGUUCAUGUACCCGCACCUGUGUUGUUUCAUGUUUUGUGGCACAAGUACUUCCCCAAAAUUGGACAAUCCAGAUUAAAAAAGAAAGAAAAGUUUGAAAAAAGAAGAUAUGAGUAUAUGUAAAUUAUAUCCAUUCCAAGUUUUGAUAUAUGGGGAUACUGUUGAUGUAUUUAUCUUAUGGUUUUCUUAGAUUUUGAAUUGUUUGCUGGUCUAUUAAUAAACAAAUCUUCCAAAGACUUAUGCCCCCCCCCCCCCCCACAAUGUCUAUUUGUUACUCCUUUUUUUUUAUGUUUUUGUCAACAUUAUGGUGGAUAUCGAAAAGGAAACAAAAAGAAGAUAGUUUUCAAAACUUUGAUAUUGAAAUUAUUUUGCUUCAAUAAAAUUCUGACCUCUAAUUAUAUUUCACCCAGUAAUAUAUAUCAUCAAAACUAUUUAUUAGUAGAAUAUCGUCCACUACUUAUUAGAAGAAUUAACAAUUUUUUUUUUUCAUUCAUAGGCAAGUAAUUCAAUGGUAUGAGUAUAUUUUUGCUUCAGAAUACCUGUAAAGAUGGGAAAGCUCUGGACUUUCAAUUUCAAAAUCCAUUCUUAUUUAUUGAGCUGUUACCUUUUGGCAAUUAUCCUUACAACGUUACAAGUAAUAUUAAUAUUCCAAUGAACUUAAUUAAAGCAUCUAUCAAAGGAUAGAAAAGGGAUAUCGAGGUCCAGUUUGUAUCUCUAGAGCUAAAUGUUUAAUCCCCCGGCCAUUGUCAGGCAGAGAACUCUCCGAUGCCUAAGAUUAAUUUGAGGGGAUGCACAAGUGUAAAGGAGGGGGGGAUAUUUUUUCAUUCUUUGACCCGCGUGGAUAAAUUGCUUGGGCUAGAUAAACUGAUGGCAAAUGGCAAUACCUACAGAACUGCAAGGCAAAGCAUUAAGGAAGUUUGUCUCUUCUGACAAACAAUUUCGGUGUGCUAAUUACAUUAUUAGAGAUCUUUCAAAAAUGCAUCAUAUAGUUAUGGAAUAUUUUGUUUUGAAAAUUUGUUGUACUCUCUCUGUCGUGCAAAUAUAGUCCGCUACGGAAAGACCUACAAUUUUUAGAUAAUAAUUAAAGUACUUCCAUGCAUAAUUUUCCAAAUUUCUUUGAACCAAGUUAAAGAACUAGUUGAGAUCUUUAAUAUGGUUAUAUUUUCAUGAAACAUGAUGAUAUCAUUUAACUUUUGUGACUUCUUGCUUGAUUAUCUCAUCGUUGUUACUUCUUACCCACAAAUGAAUAGGAAGUGAGGCAAGGGUAUUUUGCGAACUUUCGGGGCGCAGGCUGCUGUCCCAGAGGGGCGAUAGUAAACCAACAAAUUGGAAUGGUAUUUCCAGAGUGUUUUGAUUGGAAUUCUUUGAUAGAAAAAAAGAGCGUUUGGAAACGUUUUGAACAACAAACUACUUUUGUGGAUCGACUGGUAAAUCAAAACCGACAGUAAAGCAUUUUUAACGUGUCUACACCCACAAGAAUUUCCUAAUGCUUUCUUUCAUUCCUGUAGCUUUUCUUAGUUUUUUUUAAUUUUGUUUAUUUCCCGUAUGAGCUACUUCUUAUGUGUUCCCUUGCCUUCAUUCGUACUUUGGCUAAUCAAGCUGAUGAUAAAGUUGCAAUAUAAGUGAUAAAUAAUUAACUGUGAAGUACUCACAUGCAUUCUGGGAUGACGUACCGGUGUUCCGCAUCUGGAGCACAAAUAUGUUCAGACACGUCUUGGACACAUGUCUACCACAUCUAGGCACACGCCUCAGAGUCCUGGACACAGGUCAGACAAAGACCACUUCAGACAUGCUGUUGUCCCUGUCUGCCUGUCCCAUAAUUUCAUGCUCAUUUCUACUGGCGAGGGUCCAGGGGACAUGAAAGAGUUGUUCCAAGGACAUCAAUGUAGAUGAAGAUGAACUAAGACAAAUAGACUUUCCUAGGAACCUCGCUCCUAUUGAGAAAGGAACCCGCUCUCAAGUAGGAUAAAUUCUCUUAGGCUUAUAUAUCCCCAAAGAAACAGAAGUGAAAGAUAC
Molecule: messenger RNA, 2604 nt
Organism: Rhododendron vialii
Lineage: Eukaryota; Viridiplantae; Streptophyta; Magnoliopsida; Ericales; Ericaceae
Product: RNA polymerase II transcriptional coactivator KIWI-like
Exons: 3
Coding region: 78-458 (126 amino acids)
Biological process (GO): positive regulation of transcription initiation by RNA polymerase II
Cellular component (GO): nucleus; transcription regulator complex
Molecular function (GO): transcription coactivator activity; DNA binding
Source: RefSeq, a predicted model, not a curated record